Aureobasidium musti is the source of this 1449-nucleotide messenger RNA. Lineage: Eukaryota; Fungi; Ascomycota; Dothideomycetes; Dothideales; Saccotheciaceae. The record is from the annotation of a GenBank genome assembly.
AUGCCUGGCUCACCUACUAGAGAGUUCCUGCGUCAAUUGACUAGCGCAGACGCCCUCCUUGAGCUGGACUCUAGACUACGAGUAUGGAAAGACGAAGAUCCUUCCAACGAGGAGCCACGUUUUCCUCCUCCUCCCAACACAGAACUGCAACCUUCGAGGGUCGCCAGAAGCGACUUCGACUGGGGUCGCUACGCAGACUCCCUUGAACGCUCUCGUCGACGACGCCUCGCAAAUCAACCAGCACCGGCUGCUUCUAUAAGGGAAUACCAGUCAGCCAUCCUCGGUCAUCAUGAGACAGGCCUGAGAGACAACGACCCGGCUUCACGGGAAAACGUCCUUGCACGAGAACGUCUUGAAGACCAACGAUAUAAUGCUAUUGCGGACAACGCACGCCUUACCCACUCCUCACGCCAACGAUUAGUAGAAUCGUUUGACCACAUCCCGAACCCACAGGAGACUGCUAUCUUAAGAAAUCGCUUCGAUGGCGAGGAAGAUAAUGCCNNGGGGGGGGAAGGGACAGGGCAAACACACUCCGAGCGUGAAGAUGCAAGAUUAGCAGCCCGUCUAGGAGCAAUACCAGAUGCUGUUGACUCUUAUAUCGCAGACCCUCCGUUGCCUGUCGCGCAGAAGGGCAAGCAAGUACAAACGAUGGACGAUAUGGCCUUCCUGGCUCUGCAUGCCGAGGGUGGCAAUGCCACUCUUACUAUAAGAAAUACCCACACACAAGAGACUACAGUGCUCAAGAAUCUGGAUCUCGCUACGAUAGAACUGGUGGCGCCAGUCCUGGCUUUCAGUUUCGAGGAAUCUAGGAAUGGACCAAAAUAUACAAUCGAGGAUGUGUCUUCGACAGCUGUUAUUUGCAUGCUUAGACACAUCUAUACAUGUGAGCACUACGUGCCGGAAGACUGCCUCUACGAUCAAAUGUCUGCUCUACUACACAUAGAGAUCUUUCACCUGGCCUCGACCUACGAUAUCAGUAGCUUGAAGACAAUGGUCAAAGCACGCAUGUUCCUCGAGCUAGAGCUCUCAACCAGUUACCCAGGCCCACCAAAAGACUUGUGCAAAGCGCUGGCUUACGCGUACGAGCACCUGCCAAACGAAAACGACAUCACGAAAACCCUGGCACACUACUGCAUCACUUGCUUCCUGCAACAUCGACUCAACGAAGACGAACUGUUUACGACUUUUCAUUACAAUUGCCGUCCCUUCCAGCGCGACCUGGUUCUCAUUCUACGCGAAAACAGCUUCGAGGACGAGUGCGCCCCCACCCUGAUACAGCUCCCCAUCAAAACCUCUGACAUCCCCACACGCUGGCCCGCCGUCUUCGAUGCGGAUCCCCAAGGUAGCUUCUUGGAAGACGAGUUUGACAAUGAAGUCAAGCGCCGCACCAACAUCUCCCAGCUGGACAAGUUGAGGAUUCACUUCCGCAUUGCGCUACCAUUGAGAUAG